This is a messenger RNA of Fragaria vesca subsp. vesca, 514 nucleotides long. Its product is annotated as cysteine proteinase inhibitor 5-like. Gene Ontology annotation, molecular function: cysteine-type endopeptidase inhibitor activity. Lineage: Eukaryota; Viridiplantae; Streptophyta; Magnoliopsida; Rosales; Rosaceae. The record is from RefSeq and is a predicted model, not a curated record. Bases 47 to 379 code for a protein of 110 amino acids. The transcript has a single exon.
UCCUCAUUUCGAACAAAUUCAACACCUCAAACCCUCAACGGUCACGAUGCGUCCAUUCUGCCUCCUCGCAAUCCUCGCCGUCCUCCUCCCUCUGGCCGCCGCCGUUCCCGGCGGAUGGAGCCCGAUCAAGGACAUCAACGACCCCCACGUGAAGGAGAUUGCCGAGUUCGCGGUGUCGGAGUACAACAAGGAAUCCGGGAAGAAGCUCGAGUUGCAGCGCGUGGUGAAGGGCGAGACUCAGGUCGUCGCCGGCCAGAACUUCCGGCUCCUCCUCGCCGUCAAGGAUGACACAACGGCGGCCAAGUACGUGGGCGUCGUGUAUGAGCGUGUUUGGGAGCAUACCAGAAAAUUGCUCUCAUUUGAUCAAGUCAAGAAAUAAUAUCAAUGUAUGUAUGUUGAUCUAAUCCAGUUGGUGAUUAAUUCAUGUUUAUUUCUAGUUCACUGUGUUUAUUAUUUUUUUCGUUAAUUUUAAUAAUGAAAAUAUAGAGAUUAUUUAAAUGUUUGAGAUUCAGAU